Megalobrama amblycephala (Wuchang bream) is the source of this 2437-nucleotide messenger RNA. RefSeq names its product starch binding domain 1 (gene stbd1). Gene Ontology annotation, cellular component: membrane. The transcript is spliced from 2 exons. The record is from RefSeq and is a predicted model, not a curated record. Lineage: Eukaryota; Metazoa; Chordata; Actinopteri; Cypriniformes; Xenocyprididae. The coding region runs from base 1 to 1581 and encodes 526 amino acids. Gene Ontology annotation, molecular function: glycogen binding; starch binding.
AUGACCAUGAAGAACAGCAAACCGAUUGCUCUGGAUCGGCGCGAUAUUCACUCCCUGCUGGAUCUGAUCGGUGGCUUCGGUGCCGUAGUCGCCGUGGGGAUCAUUGCCAUGCUGUCUGUGUGCGCCGCGUUCUUCAUUUACCGAUCCUUUAGAGGUCAGCGCGGGAAGGGCGACGAGAAUAACGGGAACGAAACGGCUGAAGCAACGGUUGAAGGGAGCUCUGCUCGGAGGUGGAAAAGAGAGGGGGGUGAUGAUCGACCUACCGAGUCAACAGGAGAAUGUCAGGAUGGAAAGCAGGAGUGUUGCAGCGAAUCCAGUAACCUCUCAGACACAGACAACAUGCUCCUUUCUACUGAGAUAUCAGAGAAAGACCUGAAUGAAAGCACUCUCAAGGACUUGGAGGAUAUUACAGAUGAGCUUCUAACGGACUUAGAACCUGAAAUGCGAGACAAAACGGAUUCUGAUCUGGAUCAGUGUGUAGAAAUGGAUCCUGAAGAAAACACGGUAUGUGAGGAUCAUAUUCAGCACGAGGAUGAUGAUGAUGGUGGUGGACGUGAGGUUUUGGCUGAUGUGAGUGUACGAUCGACGCAAUUAGAUUGCCAACGUGAGGAUAUUGAGGAAUAUCUCGACAAAUCUGAGACGGGACUGAGUGGAGACACAGAUGAACCAUCUGAAACCGAAAGCGCCCAGGAGAUCAUUUAUCAGAGACAUCAACUUCAUGUCACUACUCAGAGCAGUUCUUCUUCAGACCAAACGGUUAAACCAUCCAAUAGUAAGAUCCUAUUAGAGGAAGACGAAAAGAUGUCAACAGUGGAGGAAGCGAAUAAGAAGUCUGAAGAUAACCAUGAUUGGCGUUUUCCACGAACAAAUAACUUUGAUUGCUGUUGCUAUGAUAAUAAGUCUAUGGUCAACCACAGCAACAGGUUCGACUUCCACAACUACUUGGGCUUCCACCCUGAUAAUACCUUCCUUGUUGGGUCUUCAACACAGGUGAGCCUCUCACACGAGUCUGGUGAGAAGAAAACCAAUGAAGAUAGUACGUCAAUGGAGAAGAAACUUGAAAAGAAUGAGAUUAGCAUCAUGGAUGCCAUUAUGGACAAUAACGAGUGGCUAAAUGUAGGGGCACCAGAGUUCAGAGAUCUUCCCUGGCUUACGCCAACUGCAACCAGCACUGAAGAAAAACAGACACAAUUUGGAAAAGAAGGGCAAGUCAAGACUGCUUUAGCCAAAGAGGACGAAGAACUGGCGAAUAAAAGAGUAGCGACUGUUCCGCCUUUAUCGCAAGUGGUUAACGUAACCUUCAGGAUUCACUACAUCACAUACUCUCCUAGCCAGCUGGUGGCUGUUACCGGGAGCCUUCAGGAGUUGGGGGCCUGGGAGAGUUUCAUUCCACUCCACAGAGCCAAGGACGGGUUCUGGGCCAACACUAUCACCCUCCCUGUGGAGAGCCAGAUGGAGUGGAAGUUCGUCCUGGUGGAAGAUGGAAGGAUCUCUCGCUGGGAGGAGUGUGGAAACCGCUAUCUCUAUUUAACAAGCCAAGAUGAAGAAGUCUAUCUUGACAAGUGCUGGGGAUGUUGCUGAACUCAGAGGUGACUAUCUACGAACACUCUUAAAAAUAAAGGUUCUUUAUAGGCAUCUAUGGUUCCGUGAAGAACCAAAACAUCCGUGGAACCUUUCCUGUUCAACGAAAGGUUCUUUGAGGAACCCAAAAUGAUUCUUCCAUGGCAUUGCUGCAAAAAUCACCUUGAAAGGCCUGUUCACACUGAGAACGAUAACUAUAACGAUAACUACAUUAACAUCCAGCGCACACCAUCGUUCUGUUUAUUAUAAGCACGUGCUGCAGUUAUGUCUUCCAAUGCUUUAAAUGCUCGAGCUCUUAUAGCAGAAUCGAUUCUGAUUGGCUCAAUGAUUUUAUCAUUCAACAACUGAAAAAAAAUUGCUCGGAAAUUGAUUCCAACAAUAUUGUUUGUCUGUGCCGUUAUAGUUGUGGACUCUGCUAUUCUUUUAUAUUUAGAUUGAUUUUUAGAACUAUAUCUUUAUCAUCAUAGUUAUCGUCCUUGGUGUGAACAAGCCUUUAGAACCUUUAUUUUUAAGACUGUAGGGCUGCACGAUUAAUCAAAAAACAAAGUUUAAUUGCAAUAUCACUGCACUAAAACUGCUUUACAUGAACUCCAUCUCUGAAUCACAUGCUCUGAGUUUGGAUCGCUUUAACGUGCAUAUGGGAAAGCAACAUGCACCAAAAAAAUUUUCACAUACUUGUAAAGAGAAGCGCUUAUCAAUAAAAGAGAAACUUUAAGUGCUCCUUGCAGUUUUCCUUCAAAAUAAAAGUUUGAUGGUUUAAAUAUUAAAAAUAAAAAAUGAAGACAGCCAUAAAUAUUAGUAUUGUAAUUUUAUGGUUGUAAAUUAAAAUGAUUUAUAUUAUAUUAUAUUAUUUUUC